Monosiga brevicollis MX1 is the source of this 999-nucleotide messenger RNA. RefSeq lists its product as uncharacterized. The coding region runs from base 1 to 510 and encodes 169 amino acids. Gene Ontology annotation, molecular function: copper ion transmembrane transporter activity. The transcript has a single exon. The record is from RefSeq and is a predicted model, not a curated record. NCBI's taxonomy places the organism in Eukaryota, Choanoflagellata, Craspedida, Salpingoecidae. Gene Ontology annotation, cellular component: plasma membrane. Gene Ontology annotation, biological process: copper ion transmembrane transport; intracellular copper ion homeostasis.
AUGGACAUGGACGAUGACAUGGGCAUGCCCUCAAAUGGGUUCUGCUCUGGCUCGGGCAUGGUCAUGAACGAUGGCUUUGGGCGGGCCCCGUCAUUCUGCCCCAUCUUUCUCUUUCACAACGUCGUCAUUGAUACCGCGGGCAAAUAUGCGAUUGCUCUCAUUGGCACAUUUUGCAUGGGCCUCUUCAAUGAGCUCUUUCGGUGGUACCGUAACCGUCUCGAAGCACAAGAGAGCACUCGCCCCAUUCUGCAAGAUCUGUGUGUCGCCCUGUCAUACGGCAUCCACAUGCUCAACGCCUACUUUCUCAUGCUGCUCGUCAUGCUCUAUGAGAGCCUUUUCUUCGUCAUGAUCAUCCUCGGCCUGGCCACGGGCUCUUUCGUUGUUCGUCAACUCCAGCGACAUGUGCGCAAAGUCGGCGCAUACCAAGAUCUUGAUGGGCGCAAGCCUUCGGCCCUAACGCCUAUUGUCCAAACGCCCAGUGGCACCUCCCCGUGCUGUGGGGGCAAUUAGGCACCCAAGCGUCAUAUCAAGGAUGACCAAGGCCUUGUUCAAGCAUCCUUUGGCUCGCGAGUGUGCCAGCAUUUGCUUCUCGUACAUUUUCGUCUCGUUGGCCAGAAGAACGAUGCAGCUCCAUCCGACGCAAGUGUUUGGAUGACUCCUCGGUAUGGGCUGGGCACGCACUCGGUCCUCGUCCUGGCUUUGCCCCAACCCAUCACAAAAGGCGGCCGUGAUUUCGUUUGCUCUUGAGUUUAGAUUAUUGUUUCUUCGUCUUUGCCCAGGGAUUGCCUAGCGCUGCAGAUCGGGCCGUGGUGUUGUCGCUGUUGGCACUUGCACAUGAUUAGACUGCGCCUUCUUAUUUUCCGUCCUCUUUCCGCUCUGCAUUUAUUUCUCAUCCAUUGUGCCCCGUCAUGUUCACACUCACUGCCUCAUGGCUCUAGUCGUUUGCCUCAACCUGGACGCCAGUUGUAAUUCCUUCAUCAAUCAAUCAAUCAAUCAAUC